This is a messenger RNA of Bursaphelenchus xylophilus (pine wood nematode), 1409 nucleotides long. Lineage: Eukaryota; Metazoa; Nematoda; Chromadorea; Rhabditida; Aphelenchoididae. The record is from the annotation of a GenBank genome assembly.
AUGAGGACCCUACCGGUAAUCGUGUCUUUUUCGUUUCUGUUCUACUGUACUCUUGGAUAUCGUCCAUCUAGCAAUGUGUUGGAGAAUAUCAAGAAGGUUCAUCCGGAUAGAAUCUACAACAAGUUGAGACCCGAUGAUUUUGAUAAUUUUAUUGUCAUGUCGGAAGUUCCUGGAAGGACAUACUUUAAAAUCGGGGCCUGUAAGCUCAGAUUUACAUUGAAUUGAUUUGACGGUAUCUAUGAGUGUCCUAAACUUGUCUAAUUUCAGUAAGCCGUAACGAGAGUUUUGCAUCGAUUUCAAAGGAGACUCAGGUUUCAUCCGUAAGUCUGAGGAUAGAAAAACGAGAGAUAUCAAUUGUUUGUUUUGCAGUCGCCCUACCCAUUGGUAUUCUUCCCAUCCAAAGCGGGUGACGGAGUCUACGGCGACAUCCUUUACGAAGUAGCCGACACCAAGCAAAUCAAAGUCUUCUCUCUAAAAAAGUAAGUAUGUAUGUUUCUUACUGUAUUAUGUAUUCACCAGUAUAUGAUUCUAAUGUCUUCAGCGGCUCACACUGCGCGUAUGCCAUUCCGGGCUGGUCGGAUAUCAGAAACCGGCCUCACGUAUAUGUGAUGGGAAACUACUUGAGUCUUGGACCCGAGGAUGCCGUUCGAUUGGACACUCUCGUCUGUGGUCAACGCUCGUUGCCAGUUGUCAAAGUGGCGGACCUCACCGAUGCAGAGCUUCCAAAAGCCGUAAGGGACAUGGUGCCGGCUUGCUGGAAGGAUGUAAGUGUAAAGAAGAGUGCUAUCGAAGCGUGACGCUUUGAAAUUGAGAAACACUGGCGAUUUUUGCCAAGUUUAAUCUAUGCAUAUUUAAAUCUUCAACUUUUCUGCCCUCUGUGAAGCCUCUCAACUUUCCAGAGUCAAAAUAAAAGUCAAGAGAAAUACUGUGUGGACGAUCUUGACAACGACAACACAUUUGUGGUUCCCCGCGCCAACCCGAUUUACCAUACCAACAAUUUGACUGUGUAUGGCUUCUGCUGCGACAGCAACUUCCAAUGCGAAGGCGACGGCGGAGAUCGAUGCUCUUACUUCAUCUACGAUCACAUUUCGAACGCCGACUUCUAUAUUGACGAUGAAUCGCCAUGGACUACGGACGAGUACCGUAAGCCGAUGUUCUUGAUUCCGGCGAUCGCCAAGACGGACCUGUUCCACAGUCACACCAGAGUAAACGCUUCGACUCCGGCUCCGCCAAGCACCACUCCGGCUCCACCAAGCUCCACUCCGGCUCCACCAAGCACCACUCCGGCUCCACCAAGCACCAGUCCGGCUCCACCAAGCACCAGUCCAGUUCCGGGUCCAGCUCCACGGCCUGGCCCAUGCAGGUUCUGCAAUUUGUCCUUCUUCUUCGGAUUUUUCGGCGGAAAGUAA